CAGCUAAAAACUCUCGAAAUGCAAGGUGCUGAUGGAUAGAAAUCGCGGAAUUAUUCUUUUAAAAUGAUAUCGAUCUACAAUGCCAAUGGUCACACAAAUAGUUUAAGUCACUAUUACCAGUCAAAACAAGAGUUUUGAGACGCUCUGCUGAGACGGACUGAGCGCUUCUGGGAUGAGCUGAUCUGGCACUGAGGUGUGACAUCAGUGACUGUCUGUGAGACUUUAGGGGUACAGAGGAUGAACUGGCCCCACUCUAUCGCUGUCUGCCCGCCCUGAGAGACACUGCUCCACAAAUAGCAGUCAAUGCGGUCUCCCACUGGGUCCUCUGAGACUGCCCCCCCAGGAUGUCUCGCGUGUCGACCACCGCCAAGCGCUACACAGGCUCCUCCUACUCCAACCACUACAGCUCCUAUGGCUCCUCCCUGACGCCAGGCCUGAGCUCGUAUAAGCCCUCGUCCUCGUCCUCCUCCACGGGCUACUCCUCUUCCUCCUACCUGAGCAGCUCCAGCCGACCACGCAAUUAUAGCUCCUCCUCCGAGCCCGAGCAUGAUCGUGGCCGGCCAAUCCCCCGCAGCGAUCUUCUGGGCAGCAGCAGCAGCCGGCGCAGCGAGAGCCUGAGCAGAGCGCCCGUCAGAACCUAUGGAGCGGGGCUGAGCGGGGGGGCGGGCUACUCCAGCUACAACUACUCCUCCACCUCCAGCCAGCCCAGCUACCUCUCCUCCUCGCCCGUCUCCUCCAGCUUCUCCCUCAGCCGACGCAAGUCUGUGUCCCAAAGCGACCUCAGCCGCGACUUGUCCUCCCUGGGCCUCACCUCCACCUCCGCCGCCUCCUCCUCUUCCUCCUCCUCCUCCUCAGCUCUGAGUCGUUACCGGAGCAGGACCAGUGAUGUAACAGACUCAUACAUCCCGCGCUCGAGCUACUCAGGCUUGUCACGCAGUGCUACACAGGAGGUCCUGCCACGCAGCUCCGCCCAGGAGCUCGGCAACAGCAGCAGGGGCUUCACCAGCUCCUGGGAGAGGAACAGCAACGGACGCUCCAGCUCCCCCUCCAGGGACUCCUCCUCGAACUCCAAGAAUGCCCAGGGCCUGGUGGGACUGAGGAACCUGGGGAACACAUGCUUCAUGAACUCUAUCCUCCAGUGUCUAAGCCACACUGACAGCCUGAGGGAGUACUGUCUCCACAACUCCCACCGCCGAGACCUCAGCAGCACCAGCCGUACCAACACCGCUCUCAUGGAGGAGUUUGCCAAGCUUCUCCAGACCAUGUGGUCAUCGUGCAGCAGUGAGGCAGUCAGCCCGUCCGAGUUCAAGACCCAGAUCCAGAGAUUUGCUCCCCGCUUCGUAGGAUACAACCAACAGGACGCCCAGGAAUUCCUGCGGUUCCUGCUAGACGGGCUACACAACGAGGUGAACCGGGUGACCGUACGACCUCGUGGCUCCACUGAAGACUUUGACCACCUGCCUGAUGAGGAAAAAGGCAAGAAGAUGUGGAGUAAAUACUUGGAGAGAGAGGACAGCAAGAUCGUAGACCUGUUUGUGGGCCAGCUGAAGAGCUCUCUGACCUGCAGCCACUGUGGCUACUGUUCCACUGUCUUCGACCCCUUCUGGGACCUCUCUCUACCCAUCGCCAAGAAGGGCUACGGUGAGGUGAGUCUGAUGGACUGCAUGAGGCUUUUCACCAAAGAAGAUGUGCUCGACGGAGAUGAGAAACCUACAUGCUGCAGGUGUAAAGCCAGGAGGAGAUGCACUAAGAAGUUCACCAUCCAGAAGUUUCCCAAGAUCCUGGUUCUUCAUCUGAAACGUUUUUCGGAGGCUCGGGUUCGAACAAGCAAACUCUCCACAUUUGUCAACUUCCCUAUGAAGGACUUGGACCUGCGAGAAUGCGCUUCUGGAAGCAGCAUCAAUGCGGUGUAUAACCUGUAUGCAGUGUCCAACCACUCAGGAACCACCAUGGGAGGGCACUACACAGCCUACUGUCGCAACCCCACCUCAGGAGAGUGGUACACCUUCAACGACUCCAGAGUAACGCCAAUGUCGUCCAGCCAAGUGCGCAGCAGCGAUGGCUACGUGCUCUUCUACGAGCUGGCCUCUUCCUCACGCAUGUGAGCCUCAGCUGACCUGUAGAGGGGUGGAGGGAGUUCAGAGAGGGACGCCUAACCCAACCCCGACCCCACAGUCAAGCAGGAGAGAGGGAGAGAGCUGGACUUGGAUCUGGCACACCAGGGACACUACUGAUCCGCCCGCUCCUCAUUUUUCCCUGCCUCUCUCUCUCUCCUCUCUGGUGGCUGGACGAGUGUGCGUCUGUGUGUGCGUCUGUGUGUGUGCGUGUCUGUGUGCGUGCGUGCGUGAAUGAGACUAACACAGAGUAGCACCUUCAGGCAAUACUACCAGCCACCCAGCAUAUUUGUGUCUAUGCACACCAACCAAACUCUCAUCCCGACUGCGCCUUCUUGUUCAAGAUCGACUUAAUAUUAAAGGACUUGUUUCAAUUUA
Molecule: messenger RNA, 2492 nt
Organism: Osmerus eperlanus (European smelt)
Lineage: Eukaryota; Metazoa; Chordata; Actinopteri; Osmeriformes; Osmeridae
Gene: usp2a
Product: ubiquitin specific peptidase 2a
Exons: 14
Coding region: 345-2105 (586 amino acids)
Biological process (GO): protein deubiquitination
Cellular component (GO): cytoplasm
Molecular function (GO): cysteine-type deubiquitinase activity
Source: RefSeq, a predicted model, not a curated record